Molecule: messenger RNA, 1431 nt
Organism: Bipolaris zeicola 26-R-13
Lineage: Eukaryota; Fungi; Ascomycota; Dothideomycetes; Pleosporales; Pleosporaceae
Exons: 4
Coding region: 1-1431 (476 amino acids)
Biological process (GO): lipid metabolic process
Molecular function (GO): phosphoric diester hydrolase activity
Source: RefSeq, a predicted model, not a curated record
AUGGGUUGGGGUGACAUUGGUAACAUUAUCGGUUGGGGUGGAGAUUUGACGCUAGUGAAUGGCUCGCCAUUUGACUGGACAGUGGGCUACCAGCAUUCAUACCAGAUGAACACAUGGAACUGGCCGACUGUGAAAGCAGGAACCGCCGAAAAAGUCCAUCUCGAGUUUGGACUAAAGGGACAUACUUGGGAUGAUGCAGGAGAGGCCUACUACAAUGUGGAUGGAACAUCAAAUAAGUUCACAGUCCUGGCACGAAAGCCAUCAGACUACGAGCUUACCAUAUCACUGGACAAUAUGCAAACGGAGCAAAGUCCCAACAUGACGAAAAUCAAGCUAGGAUUCCGAAAGGACGCGGCGGUAAACUGGAUCAUGUCUACCGAUGAGGCCGGAAAAUUCUGGACUAACACUGGAUCAUACGCCGACUGGAUGCAACAAAGUAUGGGAUCGCUAGCGAACAGAACACUAAGACAUAUUUGCAUGCCUGGCAGCCACGAUGCGGGAAUGGCUACUUUCCAUCCCGGCACUGUUGGCGCACAUUUUGCAAAUACGCAGGCGCAAUACCUUAACUUCUACGAUCAACUCAUGGCUGGAUCGCGCUUCUUCGAUCUCCGCCCUGUAUUCUCCAGAGGCCAAUGGGUAGCUGGUCACUACAGCGCCGUAGCUGGCGUUUGGUUCGGCGGCAAUGGUCAGUCGCUCAAAGACAUUAUACAGCAAGUCAAUGACUUUACCGCCAACCACAAAGAACUUGUCAUUAUAAAUCUGAGCCAUACGGUAGACACAGAUAGAGACUAUCAAGACCUGACGCAAGCCCAAUGGAACGACCUUUUCAACACCUUGAAGCAGAUCAACAACCGACACAUCGUCAACAACCCCGGUGGAACGGACUUCUCCAACAAGCGCUUAUCCGAAUUCAUCACCGACCGCGCUGCAGUCUUCAUCAUGGCACAACUGCCCGGGGGCAUGCAACUUGGCAAUUUUGCAAACGAGGGCUUUUACAGCGGCGGCAACUUUCCUUUUUACGACGAAUACAGCAAUAGCAAUAACCUGGAUGUCAUGAAGAAGGAUCAACUAGCCAAGCUCAAGCAACAACGUAAUAUUGUUGCCGAUGCGCAAGCAAGAAAGGAUGUGUUUCAUGUGUUUUCUUGGACACUGACGCAACAGCCUGAGGAUAUCAUUAACUUUGAUAAAAGCAUCAUGAACAUGGCUACCGGCGCCUUUGACGACCUCAUCAGUACCGCCUGGAACUCGUUCACACCGCAGAGCUUUCCCAAUGUGCUGUAUGUGGAUAGUCUGGGUGUGCGUGACAAGAGCGCCAUUUUUCCGUUUGACAGAGUCAAGGGCAGCUUGAACACAAACGUGGAUAUUGCGGCUUUUGCAGUUGCCGUGAACAAUGCUUUUGCGGGCAAGAAUUCCGUUGUUACGGGGAAGUGA